Osmerus eperlanus (European smelt) is the source of this 2878-nucleotide messenger RNA. It is a transcript of the gene samd10b, whose product is annotated as sterile alpha motif domain containing 10b. Gene Ontology annotation, biological process: cell surface receptor protein tyrosine kinase signaling pathway. NCBI's taxonomy places the organism in Eukaryota, Metazoa, Chordata, Actinopteri, Osmeriformes, Osmeridae. The coding region runs from base 196 to 747 and encodes 183 amino acids. The transcript is spliced from 5 exons. Gene Ontology annotation, cellular component: cytoplasmic side of plasma membrane. The record is from RefSeq and is a predicted model, not a curated record. Gene Ontology annotation, molecular function: protein binding.
ACAGGGCUCGGCAUCUCUCGAAUAAAUGUCGAUGAGACCGUUGUUACAUUCAAUUUUGCAUGUGACCUCACAGGGAGAACAGGGUGUCACUCGCAAGACAAAUUAUAUUCAACAAACACACUUUCUUCCAGCUACGGAGCGGCAUGGGACUCACUCACUAAAACAAUCACGGAGAGAUACACACUAAGACCGACUAUGGCUGUGGACGCGGCGUCCAGCUUCAGUUUCUGCCGCGCGUCCCUGGAGCACACAGUGUCUGCCGAGGAGCUCAGCUACCAGCUGCCUCGCCGCGCAGGGGGCAGUCUGACCUGGCACGAUGGGCGCGGCCAGAAGACCACCCACACACGCACUGUCAAACUACUGCAGCAGCCUGGCACAGAGGGCAUCCAGCUGCGUCCAGGCGAGGCCUUCACUGUGUACCACACCAGUCCUACGCUGUCAAGCCUGUCCAAACCAGUGGUGCUGUGGACCCAGCAGGACGUCUGCAAGUGGCUCAAGAAGCACUGUCCUCACAACUACCUGACCUACGUGGAGGCUUUCUCCCACCAUGCCAUCACAGGGCGUGCGCUGCUGCGUCUCAACGGGGAGAAGCUGCAGAGGAUGGGCAUCGUCCAGGAGACGCUCAGACAAGAAGUCCUCCAGCAGGUCCUCCAGCUUCAACCUCCUUUGGAAACUUCUCUUAACUCGUCCCUCCAUCCAUCUGGCAGUCGUCUCUCCUCCUCUUCUGGCACGGCCCUUCUCCAGUAGCAGCAGGAGGACCUGCGUUCUGCAGAUAUGCCGGGGCAGAAUCCUCUGAAAGGAGAAGAGAAGGGCCUAUAAACUAGAGACUGGAGGAUCUCCAGUCACCCUGGUCAAGCUGAGGAACUGAGCCCCCGUGAGAAAGACUAAGACUGAGACAAUCCCCUGCUCAACACUAGGGCACACACUGUAACAUAGAGAGAAGUUAUGAGAUUCACAGCUCCCCAUGAUUCAAUCGCCACCACUUUAUUGGCCUGACGCUUGGAUGUUCAAUCAGAACUUGAAGAUUAUGGCUCCAUUGUGUGUCUUGUUGUUCUUGUUGGAAGUAAGGGCCGUGCUGACAUUGAUGUGAGAAGGGAUGAGUGGAGAUUCCUCGGUAGUGUCAUGCUAGGUACCAUUUCUGCUCACAACAACAGGGUUCCACCUCGUAGCUGCUUCAGGGCUCCGUCACAGUCUGUUUAAUUCCUAGUCAUCAUUUGAUCAUAUCCAUACCUUUGAACACUUCCACACAGAAUACUUCCAUACUGAGUUCCGUAAAGUUUUGUGGUCUGAAAACAGGUCUAGAGUGAACGGCUCCUAAUAGUUUUUGCUUAGGAAGUAAGUAUCACAGCAAGGUAGAGAUGAAGGAAAUUGAAUCGAUCCUCACUGUUGUUACAUGUCUGAAUGUGUCCUCAUUAUGCUACUGAUGAUGGACAUGCUAAAUUCCUCCCUCAUACUUCACAAUGUAUUUUCUCCUCUCAGGAUUUUCUUUUGGGAAUAUAUAUAGUUUUGAUAGAUUUACAGUUACACACAGCAUACAGUUCAUGUUGUCAUGCACUCUAAUCCCCAAAGCACACUCUUAUCUUUUACAUUUAUAUUUUGGAACUGUGUCCUAGUGUGCAGAAUGCUAUUGCCCCAUAUGCUCUUUUUGUACUGUACAUGAAAAAUGUCACUGCUGAGUCUGACCGACAUAUAUUUGAACGUAGGAGAGUGAUGAAACUGUAGGCCUAUGUAGAUACCAUGUCCUUUUACCUUUAGUAUUUUACAUAUUAAAUGAAUUUGGUAGACAUGCUGACAUUGAGAUUAUAUGUGUUUGUUUGUUUGUGUCCUCUGUGUCUGAUAAAGCAAUAAUCUAACCCUAGUUGACUGGGAGAUUAAAAUAUUCCCUUAAGAAUUUCUAGAAUCAGGACUUUCCAAGGCAUGAAGUUGCAGUAUUUAUGCGUACUGUCUGUGUCUGUAUGGUUCAGUAGCUGGUUCAGUAGAGUUAGAUGUUUAGGAGGCAUAUUCUUCAACCCUUAUCGAAAUGUGCUGUCCUGCUUACACAUAUAAUGGACAACUGGAGUCAUAAGGACUAGCACUUACACUGGGUCAGAAAGGCAAUGUUACAUGACGUCAGACAUUUAAUUCAUUUAGCAGAUGCUUUUAUUCAAAGCCUCAUACAAAUAGUGCAUUUAGAAAGUACAGCAGAAGAUCAAGAAGGGCAUAGAUAUACAGUAUUUUGGUUGUUAGAGUCAAGGAACAACCUGUAUUGAAGUUGAGACUGUGCUAGCUGUGGGGGAUUUGGAGCAAAACAUUGAUAGAUAAACAUGUUGUAGCAAAUGUUCCUGCUCCCCUGAGGAGAACAAUCCAACCGCCUACUCCUGGUUGACACUGUGAAUCCCAGCGCACAGACAACCCAACCAGAUAUGAGAUUUGCAGCAUGACAGUGAGUCCUCAACCUAAAUCCUUUGAUCAAGCAAGCAACACACAGUACCAUGUGAAUUUUGUUCCUACAAAUGAUGUUUGCAUUGAAAGAAUGAUCCUUCACAUUGAUUCAGCUAAAUUAACACCAUCUCUCCAACAGACCCUUCUUCCGUCUUGCCUUCCUCCCUCCAUUCACUGAAAAAGAGUUUUUGGAGGAUGAAUGGAAUAUGUAGUACUGUUAGUUGGAAUGAACACUGUGUUUUCCUGUCUUUUGACUAAACUGUAGAUGAACCAACCUGCAUUUUUUGUUUACUCAGUCAGAUGAUGAUGAUAAUGGAUGUAUUGUUUGUUUUGAAUAUGUUAUGCAAAUAUGUUAUGUUAGUUUUAAGAAUAUUUACUUAUUGUUGUACAGAUAUAAAUAACUAUGGAAUAUGAAUAAACUUGUGAUACAUAAAAUGACAUGGAUGUGUCAGGCAUG